AUGAAAGGGACAAAUUUUAGCACUCCCGCAGGUUUCAUCUUACUGGGCUUUUCUGACCAGCCCCGGCUGGAGAUGGUUCUCCUUCUGGUCGUCUCUGUCACGUACACUCUGACACUGACGGGGAACACGGUGAUCAUACUGGCCUCAUACUUGUGCCCCAAACUCCACACACCCAUGUAUUUCUUCCUCUCCAAUCUCUCCUUCCUGGACCUCUGUUUCACUACCAGUAUUGUCCCACAAAUGCUUUGGAAUCUCAGGGGGCCUGCGAAGACCAUCAGCUACGCUGGUUGUGUGCUCCAGCUCUACGUUGCUUUGGGGCUGGGCUCCACGGAGUGCGUCCUCCUGGCCGUUAUGGCCUAUGACCGCUUCAGUGCCAUCUGUCGGCCCCUCCACUAUGACGUUAUCAUGCACCCCAAGCUUCUCCAGCAGCUAGCAGCUCUGGCCUGGAUCAGUGGUUUCAUGGAGGCCACAGUUCAGACCAUCCUGGUUUUCCAGUUGUCUCUCUGCAGCCACCACAGGGUGGAUGAUUUCAUGUGUGAGGUGCCGGCCUUGAUUAAAAGCGCCUGUGUGAACACAAGCUUCCUGGAAAAUGAGCUCGCCGUAGCCAGUGUCCUCUAUGUUGUUGUACCUCUGGGGCUUAUUCUGGUCUCUUACGGCUGGAUUGUUAGGAGCGUGCUGAGGAUAAAAUCUGCCCAAGGCAGGAGGAAAGCAUGUGGGACCUGUGGGUCCCACCUGCUUGUUGUGGUUUUGUUCUUUGGAAGCAUCAUUUCCGUCUACAUCCAACCCAAGAGCAAAUACACACAGAAUCACAGUAAAUUCCUCACCCUCUUCUACACUGUAGUGACACCCGCACUUAAUCCUUUGAUCUACACCUUGAGAAACAAAGAGGUUAAGUGGGCGCUAAGAGGAUUACUGAGAAGAGUUCCUCGUUAG
This is a messenger RNA of Sus scrofa (pig), 933 nucleotides long. Its product is annotated as olfactory receptor 2H1-like. Gene Ontology annotation, molecular function: olfactory receptor activity; G protein-coupled receptor activity. The record is from RefSeq and is a predicted model, not a curated record. NCBI's taxonomy places the organism in Eukaryota, Metazoa, Chordata, Mammalia, Artiodactyla, Suidae. Gene Ontology annotation, biological process: G protein-coupled receptor signaling pathway. Gene Ontology annotation, cellular component: membrane.